AUGUCGCAUAAUAAUGGCAAUUACAACAAUAGUUAUACGUCAUCCCUUUGUCAAGUUGAUAACAGUCCAGACGACACACCUGGUCAUAGGAGGAGGGACAGUAACGUCUCAGCGAUGUCAAUACAAUUGUAUGAUGUGGUAGGAUCUGGUCAUCAACGACGUGAUAGUAAUGUAUCCAACAUGUCAAUGCAACUAGACACCCCUACUCCCUCGAGCGGAACAGAAUCUGGUAACGAAGAAGAAACAAAUGUAUCACCCCUGGUAGCUCAUCAACGUAUGAGAAGAAUGAGUUUAGAUAUAAGCAUGGAGGCAGGAUAUUUAAACGGUUCGCCUGAAGGAAGAAAUGAGAAACCAUCACCUAUGCAUCGUGCCGUCAGGGCGAGGAGAGCUUCACUUUUGGAGUUUCUUAACAAUUGGGUUAAAAUCAGAGAUAUCCAACCUUCUCCACCACCACAUGCGGCCUCCAAGUUAAAUCCAGAAAUCGAACUUACGCUCCGUCAGGAUACUCCUUCACCCACUUCUGCCGUUGGGCCAUGGCCCAUCACAUCGGACGAUCGAUUUGAGCCAUAUUUCAAUCCAAAAAGGCGGGCCGUGUCCCCGAGCUUGGUUGGGAGUCCUCCGGUCGCUUCGAGUGUCCCAUCGCCACCAACAAACACUAGCUCAUCAUCUUAUUCUUUGGCAACAAUAGGGACGUCGG
This is a messenger RNA of Acaulospora colombiana, 697 nucleotides long. The record is from the annotation of a GenBank genome assembly. NCBI's taxonomy places the organism in Eukaryota, Fungi, Glomeromycota, Glomeromycetes, Diversisporales, Acaulosporaceae.